UGAGCGCGUCUUCAGCCUGGGAAGAUGCGGCGCACUCCUUGCAGGCGCACCGAGCCGGACCGCUCCACACACAUAACGCAUGAUGCUUCUUCUUCUUCUUCUUUUUUUCUUCUCGCAACACCCCUUCUUUUGCCUUUUGUCCGAUGCAGAGGCCGGCGGACACUUUUUCCCCCCCACACUGCAGUGAAGCUGUAAAAGUCACCCUAGGUUUAAAAUGGACGGACAAGUCGGCGCCAACACGACACCGCCCUACGACAACUGGACUUUUUACAACACCUCCUGGGACUACGCCCUCCCCAGGAACAACAUCACCUACGUGGGAUUCUACCUGCACCAGCCGUCCACGGCGGCCAUCUUCAUCGUGUCCUACCUGCUCAUCUUCCUGGUGUGCAUGGUGGGCAAUGGCGUGGUGUGCUUCAUCGUGCUCCGGAGUAAGAACAUGCGCACCGUCACCAACUUGUUCAUCCUCAACCUGGCCGUGAGCGACCUCCUGGUGGGGAUUUUCUGCAUGCCGACCACGCUUCUCGACAACAUCAUCACAGGAUGGCCGUUUGGAAGCCUGGUGUGCAAAAUGAGCGGCAUGGUUCAAGGGAUCUCCGUGUCUGCGUCCGUCUUCACUCUGGUGGCGAUCGCAGUGGACAGGUUCCGAUGCAUCGUUUACCCAUUCAAGCAAAAGCUGACCAUACCCACCGCCUCCUUGAUCAUAGUCAUUAUCUGGGUCCUGGCUAUAUCCAUCAUGUGUCCAUCUGGUGUGAUGCUCCAAGUGACUCAGGAGCAGAGCAUCCAGGUGCUGCUGGGCUACGACAACAAAACAACUCCUUUUUACUGGUGCAGGGAGAACUGGCCCAACCAGGACAUGCGAAAGAUCUACACCACUGUUUUGUUCGCCAACAUUUACCUGGCCCCGCUAUCCCUCAUCGUCAUCAUGUACGCCCGCAUCGGAAUCACGCUCUUUAAGACGGCCAUGCCUACAGGGGGCAAGCCGGGCCACGACAACCGCCACACUGUGUCCAAGAAGAAGCAGCGAGUGAUCAAGAUGCUCCUCAUUGUUGCCUUUCUCUUCAUUCUCUCCUGGCUGCCUCUGUGGACUCUCAUGAUGCUGAGCGACUACGCCCGGCUCACCGAGCAGCAGUACAGGAUCAUAAACAUCUACAUCUACCCCUUCGCCCACUGGCUCGCCUUCUUCAACAGCAGCGUCAAUCCCAUCAUCUACGGGUUCUUCAAUGAGAACUUCCGCCGAGGAUUUCAGGCGGUCUUCAAGUUCAGCCUGUGUACUGCCGACGGCCAGCGGAGGAAGACCUACUCCCACAGGCUGCAGACCAACUCCGUGCUGCCGGCGAAUAACGUACAGACGUCCCUGGAGCCUAUUUCUCUAAACAGCUUGGAGAAGACCAGCUCCAGGCGAAUCCACCGGGUCGCCGAGCAAGACUUGGUCAUGGAGGACCUGGACAAGGGGUCUAGCAGUGGUGGAGUCACGGCUGUGUCCAUUUAAACUAGUGCCAUUCCUCAAGGUGUCUGUUUUGAGGUUUUCGGUCCUCGUACCAACUGUGUGUUCCUUGUAAAAACUGAACUAAAGCAGGAAGCUACCUCCCCUAAAAUGCAAUCCGAGCCAGAAAUGAAGAUUUGUUGUCGGGUGCCAACGCACAUUCUGAACGUCUGAAGGCUGUCAACAAAGGAUUCUGAGUUCAAGUCCUAAUAGCACAAACAAUCAGUGUUGUGGUAACGUGAUGCCUACAAAACUACAGUAGAGCCUGUUUAGAGUCAGUCCGGUUUAUGUUUACAAACCGUCUAUGUCAACCUACUCAUCAAGUCCGGGUCGACUGUGUUCUUCUUAUUAAUUGUCAACAUACAUUUUGAGAUUCAAACGGGUCCUUCCUAUGAGGAAUUCAGUCCGUUUGUUCCGACAUGUUUCGCAGUAGUGUUAAAUGUGCCCAAAGGGACUUCCUGGUCAAUGCACAGAAAGCUUCAAAAUAAAAGCAUGUCAGUAUUAGCCUGGAUUUUACCACGGCAACCAAAUUCGUUUUAUGUCCCCGGCAAAAGUGGCAAGUAAACGUGUUUGCCGUUUUGGUUAUGUCGUCAAUCGCUUCUGUCGUGGCUCAGUCGACACAAAUAAGUUUUAUUGUAGUACCUUUCAAAAAAACACAGAAUAUGUUUAAAUGUAGAAAGUUGCGUCGUACAUGGGCGAGGCUUGCGGAGCAGACUUCAGGGCUGUGUUAGCUCCCUUCGCUAAGCUCUAUGGUUAGUUAACUAGCUUGCGAGAGUACACCUGAGAAUUCCAUUGUCUCUCAACCAGGAAGUGGCAUGCUAACAUAAUGGAAGGCUAAACCAAUAAAAAUAAAAUAAGGUUGCCAACCGUUAACGGAUGUAUUUACCUUGGUUUGUUUGUAGUGAUCGUCAAUCUUUAUUGCAGCCCUUAAGAUCCAUUAAACAUAUAAAAAACACGAAACAAAACAUUGAAAACAAAACAAAACACUAAAACAUUAAAAAACUAAACAAUAAAAAGAAACAUAAAGCCCAAAUGUCAGUUUCUAACAUACAAACAUGUGCGCCAAUGGUUCCACAGUCCAGAUGAGUAUCUAACACAGUGAUUUUGUCGUUUUCAGACCCAGCUGCCCUACACAUAAACUUAUACAUAAGGUGAGAAAGUGGGCACCUUAACACUAACAAACAUCUGGCUUGCACUGGCGCUUCUUGGAAUUCCCAGGAGAAGCCUCAUACAAUCAUUAUAAGCAACCUAUAGCUUCUGAAAGCUUUGCUGCUUAUACUUUACCCACAGGGGUAAAGUGCAAUAGGCUCUGAAUAAGUUGAUCUUUACAUCAUUUGUACGAUAAUACAAGUUCUUUCUCAGCAUGUUGGCUUGGGCAUACAGCAUACGCCACUGUCUGUAUAGGUCAUCAUCAUCACCCAAUAGAUCAGUAAUAAUGUGCCCCAGAUACUUAGUUUUACGACACACACUCAGCACCUGUCCUGACAGAUAGAAUGAAGGAAAAGAGAGAUCCCUGUCUUCUCUAUUUCUACAUAUCAUGAUGUAGUGUUAGGGGAGCACGGUGGAACAUGGGUUAGUGCAUGUGCCUCACAAUACGAAGGCUCGGGAUCUUUCUGUGUGGAGUUUGCAUGUUCUCUCCGUGACUGCGUGGGUUCGCUCCGGGUACUCCGGCUUCCUCCCACCUGCACCUGGGGAUAGGUUGAUUGGCAACACUAAAUGGUCCCUAGUGUGUGAAUGUGAGUGUGAACGUCGUCUGUCUGUCUGUGUUGGCCCUGCGAUGAGCUCUCCCGUCCAAAGGCAAAACCCAGUAACUCAAUUUUGGUCAAAACCGAGCUGAUAAUAAUUUUGGAGUUCCUAGGUCAGGGGUAGGGAACCUAUGGCUCUAGAGCCAGAUGGGGUUCUUUUGAGGACUGCAUCUGGCUCUCAGAUAAAUCUUAGCUGACAUUGCUUAACACGAUAAAUAAUGAACAAUUCCGCUGGUAAUCAUAGUGUUAAAAAUAAGGUUCGAAAUAUAAAACAUUCUCAUGUAUUUUUAAUCCAUCCAUUCGUUUUCUACCGCACCCGUUUAAGAAUUCGCAUUAAUGGUAAGAAGUAUUUUAUUUAUUAUUGUAACUGAACACAAACAUAGAAGCAUUUAAGUCUCACCUUAAAACUCAUCUGUAUACUCUAGCCUUUAAAUAGACCUCCUUUUUAGACCAGUUGAUCUGCUGCUUCUUUUCUUUCUCCUAUGUCCCCCCCUCCCUUGUGGAGGGGGUCCGGUCCGAUGACCAUGGAUGAAGUACUGGCUGUCCAGAGUCGAGACCCAGGAUGGACCGCUCGCCUGUGUAUCGGUUGGGGACAUCUCUACGCUGCUGAUCCGCCUCCGCUUGAGAUGGUUUCCUGUGGACGGGACUCUCGCUGCUGUCUUGGAUCCGCUUGAACUGAACUCUCGCGGCUGUGUUGGAGCCACUAUGGAUUGAACUUUCACAGUAUCAUGUUAGACCCGCUCCACAUCCAUUGCUUUCGGUCCCCUAGAGGGGGGGGGGUUGCCCACAUCUGAGGUCCUCUCCAAGGUUUCUCAUAGUCAGCAUUGUCACUGGCGUCCCACUGGAUGUGAAUUCUCCCUGCCCACUGGGUGUGAGUUUUCCUUGCCCUUUUGUGGGUUCUUCCGAGGAUGUUGUAGUCGUAAUGAUUUGUGCAGUCCUUUGAGACAUUUGUGAUUUGGGGCUAUAUAAAUAAACAUUGAUUGAAUGUUUGAUAGAGGAGCCAUUUUGUGGUCGUCUUUACAGAAACAAACAAAUGAAAUGAAUCGGAUUAGCCGCGCGCUUCUUCUGCUACGGGGGCGGGUGCUUACCUUGCCGGUUGCGUACCGUAGAAGAAGAAGCGCUUCCUCUUUCCAGGUGGGCGGGUGCUUACCUUGGCGGUUGCUUACCGUAGAAGAAGAAGCGCUUCCUCUUCUACGGGGAAAAAAAGAUGGGGGCUGUUUACCGUAGUUGCGAAACCUAAACUCUAUGAAAAUAAAUAUUUAUAUUAAUACAUAUAUAAGGCGCACCGGAUUAUAAGCCGCACUGUCAUCUUUUGAGAAAAUGUUUGGUUUUUAGGUGCGGCUUAUAGCGCGGAAAAUACGCUAUGUUUGUACGGAGAAAAAGCGGACGGGACGACAGGUUGUUGAGGACGUUGAAUGCAGUGCCUUUAAGGCACGUCCCCAAUGUUGUUGUUUGGGUGGAAAUCAAGAGAAAUUCGGGAGAAUGGUUGCCCCGGGUGAUUUUCGGCAAGGGUACGGAAAUUCGGGAGUCUCCCGGGAAAAUCGGGAGGGUUGGUAAGCAUGAGUAUUAGCGGUGAAUGCGGUGUUAUAAUACCGGCGGGCCAGUUCAUUUGAUAUUGCCUCAAGGGCCAAUUUAAAUUUGGCCCGCGGGCCAUGAUCUAUACUUUUGAUGACUUUAUAGAUCUUUGUAAGACGGCAUCAAGAUAGAUUGGUUUUCCUGUGUUUUCUCAAAAUCAGCUGGAAGUGAGUUGCUAGGUUUUGCCUUUGGACGGGAGAGCUGGCGACUUGUGCAGGGUGUACGCCGCCUUCCGCCCAAUUGGAGCUGAGAUAGUCUCCAAAAAUGGAUGGAUGUUUGUUGUGUUGCCCCAAGGCUUCCACGGGGGUAAAGCAAUUUGAAGCAUGUACUGCUCGCCUGUGUAUCGGCUGGGGACAUCUCUGCGCUGCUGAUCUGCCUCCGCUUGGGAUGGUUUCCUGCUGGCUCCGCUGUGAACGGGACUCUCGCUGCUGUGUUGGAUCCGCUUUGGACUGGACUCUCGCGACUGUGUUGGCUCCAUUAUGGAUUGAACUUUCACAGUAUCAUGUUAGACCCGCUCGACAUCCAUUGCUUUCCUCCUCUCCAAGGUUCUCAUAGUCAUCAUUGUCACCGACGUCCCACUGGGUGUGAGUUUUCCUUGCCCUUAUGUGGGCCUACCGAGGAUGUCGUAGUGGUUUGUGCAGCCCUUUGAGACACUAGUGAUUUAGGGCUAUAUAAGUAAACAUUGAUUGAUUGAUUGAAACACAAUUGUGAGGCGAUACGGAUGUCUGAUGCUGCGAAAUAUCGCUAAGUACCCGGUUUAGCUCAGUUGGUAGAGUGGCCGUGCCAGCAACUUGAGGGUUGCAGGUUCAAUUCCCGCUUCUGCUUGGGCAAGACACUUUACCCACCUGCUUCCAGUGCCACCCACACUGGUUUGAUUGUAACUUAGAUAUUGGGUUUCACUACAUAAAGUGCUUUGAGUCACUAGAGAAAAAGCGCUAUAUAAAUAUAAUUCACUUCACUUAGUGAGAUGAUUUCAAUGGGGUUUCGCUCCACUCCCAGCUUGGACGUGGCAAUUCGGUGACUAAUUUUGCGCAUUUGAGAAGAACAAUCCACGCUCCGAUAUUCUAAUCCCAACACAGAUUCCGGAGUUACAUCAUCGUCACGCCGAACCAAAACAAUGUCACGCAUUACCGAUUCCUAAACUGGCAUUUAGGGCACAUAGAAGAGACUUAAACCCUGCGCAAGAAGGUAUUUGGUAUUUGCAGUGCUGGGACACCAGCCAGGACGCCUCCUGUGCUACAAACGGAGCCUUGCUUGACUGAGGUAUGGUCGUGCACCAGCUUUUAUUCUGAAAAACAAACAGGCACUCAUGCAUUGUGGGGAUUAGAGUAAGUGUUAUUUAUUCAGGAAGUCUCUAAACAAUGUUCCAUGUGAAUCUCACACGCGUCCGUGAACACAUUAAUGCACAGAAGCAAUUUUAUUUUUGCCUCGAGAGAGAAGCCUGCUAAGAAGACUCCGGAGAUGUUCAUGUUUAUUCAUAUUUGUCCUGCUUUUUAUCUGACAUCUUUAUGUUAGUUGAGUGUCCUGGGAGUAAAAUGCAAAGAAGUGAACCGAGCUAUUUUGGAGGUCCCCAAUGUGACGUUUUUGUUUGUUUAAGUCUGUAAAUACAGUGGGGCAAAAAAAGUAUUUAGUCAGCCAGCGAUUGUGCAAGUUCUCCCACUUCAAAGGAUGAAAGAGGUCUGUAAUUUUCAUCAUAGGUACACUUCAACUGUGAGAGACAGAAUGUGGGAAAAAAAAUCCAGGAAUUCACAUUGUAGGAAUUUUAAAGAAUUUAUUUGUAAAUUAUGGUGGAAAAUAAGUAUUUAGUCAACCACCGAUUGUGCAAGUUCUCCCACUUCAAAGGAUGAAAGAGGUCUGUAAUUUUCAUCAUAGGUACACUUCAACUGUGAGAGACAGAAUGUGGGAAAAAAAUCCAGGAAUUCACAUUGUAGGAAUUUUAAAGAAUGUAUUUGUAAAUUAUGGUGGAAAAUAAGUAUUUAGUCAACCACCGAUUGUGCAAGUUCUCCCACUUCAAAGGAUGAAAGAGGUCUGUAAUUUUCAUCAUAGGUACACUUCAACUGUGAGAGACAGAAUGUGGGAAAAAAAAUCCAGGAAUUCACAUUGUAGGAAUUUUAAAUAAUUUAUUUGUAAAUUAUGGUGGAAAAUAAGUAUUUAGUCAACCACCGAUUGUGCAAGUUCUCCCACUUCAAAGGAUGAAAGAGGUCUGUAAUUUUCAUCAUAGGUACACUUCAACUGUGAGAGACAGAAUGUGGGAAAAAAAAUCCAGGAAUUCACAUUGUAGGAAUUUUAAGGAAUUUAUUUGUAAAUUAUUGUGGAAAAUAAGUAUUUAGUCAACCACCGAUUGUGCAAGUUCUCCAACUUCAAAGGAUGAAAGAGGUCUGUAAUUUUCAUCAUAGGUACACUUCAACUGUGAGAGACGGAAUGUGAAAAAAAAAUCCAGGAAUUCACAUUGUAGGAAUUUUAAGGAAUUUAUUUGUAAAUUAUGGUGGAAAAUAAGUAUUUAGUCAACCACCGAUUGUGCAAGUUCUCCCACUUCAAAGGAUGAAAGAGGUCUGUAAUUUUCAUCAUAGGUACACUUCAACUGUGAGAGACGGAAUGUGAAAAAAAAAAUCCAGGAAUUCACAUUGUAGGAAUUUUAAGGAAUUUAUUUGUAAAUUAUGGUGGAAAAUAAGUAUUUAGUCAACCACCGAUUGUGCAAGUUCUCCCACUUCAAAGGAUGAAAGAGGUCUGUAAUUUUCAUCAUAGGUACACUUCAACUGUGAGAGACAGAAUGUGGGGGAAAAAAUCCAGGAAUUCACAUUGUAGGAAUUUUAAAGAAUUUAUUUGUAAAUUAUGGUGGAAAAUAAGUAUUUAGUCAACCACCGAUUGUGCAAGUUCUCCCACUUCAAAGGAUGAAAGAGGUCUGUAAUUUUCAUCAUAGGUACACUUCAACUGUGAGAGACAGAAUGUGGGGAAAAAAAUCCAGGAAUUCACAUUGUAGGAAUUUUAAAGAAUUUAUUUGUAAAUUAUUGUGGAAAAUAAGUAUUUAGUCAACCACCGAUUGUGCAAGUUCUCCCACUUCAAAGGAUGAAAGAGGUCUGUAAUUUUCAUCAUAGGUACACUUCAACUGUGAGAGACAGAAUGUGGGAAAAAAAAUCCAGGAAUUCACAUUGUAGGAAUUUUAAAGAAUUUAUUUGUAAAUUAUGGUGGAAAAUAAGUAUUUAGUCAACCACCGAUUGUGCAAGUUCUCCCACUUCAAAGGAUGAAAGAGGUCUGUAAUUUUCAUCAUAGGUACACUUCAACUGUGAGAGACAGAAUGUGGGAAAAAAAAUCCAGGAAUUCACAUUGUAGGAAUUUUAAGGAAUUUAUUUGUAAAUUAUGGUGGAAAAUAAGUAUUUAGUCAACCACCGAUUGUGCAAGUUCUCCCACUUCAAAGGAUGAAAGAGGUCUGUAAUUUUCAUCAUAGGUACACUUCAACUGUGAGAGACAGAAUGUGGGAAAAAAAAAUCCAGGAAUUCACAUUGUAGGAAUUUUAAAGAAUUUAUUUGUAAAUUAUGGUGGAAAAUAAGUAUUUAGUCAACCACCGAUUGUGCAAGUUCUCCCACUUCAAAGGAUGAAAGAGGUCUGUAAUUUUCAUCAUAGGUACACUUCAACUGUGAGAGACAGAAUGUGGGAAAAAAAAUCCAGGAAUUCACAUUGUAGGAAUUUUAAAGAAUUUAUUUGUAAAUUAUGGUGGAAAAUAAGUAUUUAGUCAACCACCGAUUGUGCAAGUUCUCCCACUUCAAAGGAUGAAAGAGGUCUGUAAUGUUCAUCAUAGGUACACUUCAACUGUGAGAGACGGAAUGUGAAAAAAAAAAAUCCAGGAAUUCACAUUGUAGGAUUUUUAAAGAAUUUAUUCGUAAAUUGUGGUGGAGAAAAAGUAUUUGGUCAACCAUUCAAAGCUCUCACUGAUGGAAGGAGGUUUUGGCUCAAAAUCUCCCAAUACAUGGGCAUAUUCAUUCUUUCCUUAAAGGGGGGACAUUAUCACAAUUUCAAAAGGGUUAAAAACAAUAAAAAUCAGUUCCCAGUGGCUUGUUGUAUUUUUUUAAAGUUUUUUUCAAAAUUUUACCGGUCCUGGAAUAUCCCUCAAUAAAGCUUUAAAGAGAUCGACAGGCGGAUCGGUGCGGCGUCUUCAGUAAUGCGGACGUUGUACCGAUCCGUUGUGGUGAAGAAGGAGCUGAGCCGGAAGGUAAAGCUCUCAAUUUACCGGUCGAUCUACGUUCCCAUCCUCACCUAUGGUCAUGAGCUUUGGGUCAUGACCGAAAGGAUAAGAU
Messenger RNA from Nerophis ophidion (straightnose pipefish), 9098 nucleotides. It is a transcript of the gene npffr2a, whose product is annotated as neuropeptide FF receptor 2a. Gene Ontology annotation, cellular component: membrane. The record is from RefSeq and is a predicted model, not a curated record. The transcript has 4 exons. The coding region runs from base 215 to 1492 and encodes 425 amino acids. Gene Ontology annotation, biological process: regulation of adenylate cyclase activity; regulation of MAPK cascade; regulation of cAMP-dependent protein kinase activity. NCBI's taxonomy places the organism in Eukaryota, Metazoa, Chordata, Actinopteri, Syngnathiformes, Syngnathidae. Gene Ontology annotation, molecular function: neuropeptide receptor activity; peptide binding; opioid receptor binding.